AGUAUUUUCAAUAAAUUGUUGCUGUUAACUUCGUCAAUAUUUUUAAUUUAUAAAAAUGACAAAAGCAAUGUUGAUUGUUUUAUUUUUUACCAGUUUGGUAAUUUAUACUUCUGCUGGUCCAGUACCAAAAGAAUUUGAAGAUGUUGCACCGGAAAUUAGAAAAAUUUGUUUAGCUGAAAGUGGAACAACUAAUGAAAUGGUAAAUGAAGUUGGACUUGGAAAAUUUACUGAAGAUGAUAAAUUAAAAUGUUAUUUACGUUGUCUUUUCGAUCAAUUUCGUUUGAUGACUCCAAAAGGUUUGAACUUUAAAGGUUUCUUAGCGUUAUCUCCACCAAAUAUGAAAGAAAAAGCAGUAGUAAUGGUUGAAAAGUGCAAAGAAACAACUGGUAAAGAUCUUUGUGAAUUAUCUUUCAAUCUUCACAAAUGUUUCUACGAAGCUUUUCCUGAUGUAAGUUCACAAAAUUAA
Molecule: messenger RNA, 466 nt
Organism: Aphidius gifuensis
Lineage: Eukaryota; Metazoa; Arthropoda; Insecta; Hymenoptera; Braconidae
Product: general odorant-binding protein 83a-like
Exons: 6
Coding region: 56-466 (136 amino acids)
Molecular function (GO): odorant binding
Source: RefSeq, a predicted model, not a curated record